Molecule: messenger RNA, 1016 nt
Organism: Actinia tenebrosa (Australian red waratah sea anemone)
Lineage: Eukaryota; Metazoa; Cnidaria; Anthozoa; Actiniaria; Actiniidae
Source: RefSeq, a predicted model, not a curated record
GAUUGCGCAGUAGUUCAAUGCGCGGGUGAUUCGAAUCAAGAUGGCGGAAUACAAUAUUUACGACAUUUGGGCAUCAAUUUGAACAACUUUUACGUUAUAUACUGGAAUGCCACGGAAAAAAGUAAAUAGGAAAAAACGAAAAGACCAUGAUGACACAGAAUCAGAGUCUGGGAAACUUUCUGAAACACAGGAAGUAGCAAAAAGACUUUCCAGGACUCGUUUGGGAAAGGAAAAUGCUUCCCGGCCUCAUCAUGUCAACUUGAAGAAAACAAAGAAAGGUCCCCUAGAUCCCUAUGAUGCCGACUCUGAAGUYGAAUCAGAUAUUAACAUCCAAACAGACACUGACAGAUCACCUAUGACUCCCAUGAUCACUGACAACAUCCCUGAAACUUUGCCGUCAAAUCCACGUUUAACUGCCUUAAAUCCUCAACUGUCAUUAUUCCACCAAGAUCACUCWACACCAAGUACCAUAACUCCUGGACGUUCAGAUGACUCUCUCUAUGGRUUUGGGGCUGUUUUGAAUUCUCCACUUCCGUUCUCUCCUGUUAGUGCUACCCCWUCUGGCCUUCCUUCUUCUCCCUCAGGUAGUGUUUUUUCUAUGACAUCAUCAAUGUCAACUACCAUAUCACCUGGGAAACGAAAACUUAAUUUGAGGGUUUUUGAUAUGCCCAUUGAGAAGCCUUCCAAGAAGGCAAAGAAGAAGAAAACAAAACUGGGCAAAGAGAUACCUCAGAAUGAAGUAAGUCAAGUCCUUGGUGAUUUUGAAGAGGUAGAAAUGUUUGACUUGAUCAUUGAGUAGAUGGGUACAUUGUAUUCAUGUAUAUAUACUAUAUUUUUUGUAUAAAGACCUYGUCUUGUAAAUAUUUUAGCUCUUUGAAAAAUAGAAAAAAAUGUGGUAUAAAUGCCUGCGGUGGGAAUCAAAGAAAGGGUUGAUUUUUUAUUGGGAAAUGAGAAUUCAACUUGAUAGCUAUAACUCACUGACCAAAARACAAACAAACAAAUCAAUAAACAAACAA